AAAAAUGUAUAUCGAUAUAUUUAUAUAUAAAAAUAAAUUUAACCUCUGUUACGACAAAUAAUAAAUACAAUCGGAAAAAUUAAGCAAGAAAUGAACGAAGCCGGCGCCAAUGCAGAUGCAGUGACGGCGGAUAAAGAACGCAAGUUUCGCAUACAGGGUGCUGCUUUCCUAGGACUAGUCGGCGGUAUUUCUGCACUCUUUGGCUUCUCGCGUACCCUGGCCACGGCCAAGAAAGCAGACAGCAAGGUGCUACAGCAGCAGGGCACUCGACAGGGCAUAAUACUGAUGGACGAGGGCGCCACCCUGGCCCUACGAGCCCUUGGCUGGGGUACACUAUACGCCGUCUUGGGCACAGGAGCAUUCUGCUAUGGAUUCUGGAAGCUAAGCGGAGCCAAAGACUUUCAAGAGUUUCGCAUGAAGAUGGGCAAUGCAUUGCCGCGCAUCACCAAAGACGAGCCCCCAGCAAGCCGCACUGACUUCGAAAGUCUUACAGACCUGAUGAAAUACUUGGGCUCCUGGGCCAAGGAAUAAGCAAUAAAAACUCAAAUUAAUUAGAAUUAAUACGAUUGGAGCUAAGCCAUUUUGUUAGCCGGUGUUUAUUUCGUUUUUUCAUCAAUAAUUAAGUAUACAUAUAAACAUCA
Drosophila pseudoobscura is the source of this 641-nucleotide messenger RNA. RefSeq names its product transmembrane protein 242. NCBI's taxonomy places the organism in Eukaryota, Metazoa, Arthropoda, Insecta, Diptera, Drosophilidae. The transcript is spliced from 3 exons. The coding region runs from base 91 to 531 and encodes 146 amino acids. The record is from RefSeq and is a predicted model, not a curated record.